GUACCCAGCCUCCUCCGGAGCCUGGUGCCAGAGCCCGGCUGCUGGGAGUCCUCCCAGCCCCGCUGGUCCCCGCAGCCAGGCUUGGAGCCCCUGGGGGGUGGGGCUCGGUCCCUGUCUGCAAGGAGAAGACCCCGAAAUCCAGCCCCCGCCUGGCUGCAGCGGAUUUCCUCCCGCUGAGCCCGACGCAGUCGCCUGGAUGGAGCGCGAGGCAGAGCUGCGGGCCCGGGACUCCCAGGACACUGGGGCGGCCGAGCUGCCGGGGGGCACCUGCGCAGUGCCUGACGGGCUCCUCACAGACCCCGAAGAGGAGGAGACCCCGCCGUUGGGGGACGCAGAGGCCGGCGCACCACCGGAGGCUGCUUCGCCGCCCCCCACCCUAGCUGGGCAGGCCAGGCCGCGGAGGAAGGCGCCGGCACGGCGGCUGGGCAAGGCGGCACCGUGCGAGCGGGGGCUGCGGAAGCUGCGGGACCUGCUGGUGCUGCGGCGGGCGCCGGCCCGGCUGCGCCCCACCAUCUGCGGGGAGGGCGGCAAGGGCUUCAGCCGUAGCUCGGACCUGGUGCGGCACCAGAUCACACACACGGGCGAGAAGCCGUACCGCUGCACAGCCUGCGGCAAGGGCUUCAGCCAGCACUCCAACCUGGUGACCCACCAACGCAUCCACACGGGCGAGAAGCCCUACCAGUGCCGGGACUGCGGCAAGCGCUUCAGUGUCAGCUCCAACCUCAUCCGCCACCGCCGCACCCACACCGACGAGAAGCCCUACAUCUGCGUGGAGUGCGGGGAGGCCUUCCGCCACAAGGCCCAGCUCCGGCGCCACCAGCAGCUGCACGCUGCCUGGCGCACGCACCGGGGCGAGAAGCCCUCCGCCUGCCGGGACUGCGGCAAGCGCUUCAGCUGGAGCUCCAACCUCAUCCAGCACCAGCGCAUACACACGGGCGAGAAGCCCUACGCCUGCGGGGAGUGCGGCAAGAGCUUCACUCAGAGCAAGAACCUCAUCAAGCACCAGCGCACGCACUCGGGCGCCCGCCCCCACCGCUGCCCCGACUGCGGCCGCGGCUUCGCCCAGAGCACCAACCUGCUCAAGCACCAGCGCGUGCACGCCGCCCGCCCGGCCCUUGCCUGCCCCGACUGCCCCCAGGCCUUCCGCGAGGGCGCCGAGCUGGAGCGACACCGUGCCGAGGCCCACGGCCAUGAGCCCUACAUCUGCGUGGAGUGCGGGGAGAGCUUCUCCAAGAGUGCCACGCUCAACCGACACAAGCGGGUGGUGCACAAGCCCCUUUUUGUGCGCUGAGCCCGGAGCUGGGGCCGGGGCCAUCCUGUGGCACUGGAGGAUGCUGCUGAGUGGGGCUGGCCACGAGAUCCACGCGCACUGAGCAGGCCCAGCCACGGAGCCAGCCAUGGAUUUGCUGGAUGUGGCUACAGCUCAUCACUUGGCCACCUAUGGGCUUGGCAUGCCUGGAGCAUGACUGCGGCUGUCACGUGGCCCUACUGGAUGCUGCUGAAUAGGGUUGGCCAUGGGAUCCACAGGCCUUGAGCAGGGCUGGCCACAGAAUAACUGGACGUGGCCAGAGCUCAUGGACUUGGCUGCCCAUGGGAUCAGCAAAUCCUAAGAGUGACUCUAGCUGUCCCGUGGCCCCAUAGGAUGCUGCUGAAUGGCCCUACCAUGGGAUCCACAGGCAUUGAUCAUGGCUAGACACAAGUCGCUGAACGUGGCCACAGCGCAUCACUUGACUGCCCACUGGAUUAGCACGACUGGAGCAGUCACGUGGCCAUGUAGUAUGCUACUGAGCCUGCCUGUCACAGGGCUGCUGCAUGUGGCCACGGACAUCCAGCCACAUCACCCCAUGCCCAGCAGGACUGCCAGCCACGUGACCACCCUCAGGAUGGCCGAAACAGGCCAUCCGCUGCAUCACUACGAACGUGGACACCUCCUAGAUUGCCAGGCGGGGCUGCUGGCCCAUCCGUGGCACUGACACGUGGCUGGCCGUGGCCAAAGCCUUUGGAACCCAGACCUCAGAAAACCCAUAAGGGACAGAGCCUAUAGAUACUACGGGGUAGGGGGGGCGGGGAGUGCUUAAGGUAGAAGCCAUAAUACUCCACAAGGCGGCUGCUCAGCCCUGGCACAGCCGGGCAAGGGCGUCCUCUCCUGGCAGGAGGUGGCACAAUGGCGCGUGGCUAGACAGGGCCUUGUCUGUAGAAUAAAGUUCUCCUGUUCGGGGA
Messenger RNA from Alligator sinensis (Chinese alligator), 2220 nucleotides. RefSeq names its product zinc finger protein 239-like. Gene Ontology annotation, cellular component: nucleus. Gene Ontology annotation, biological process: regulation of transcription by RNA polymerase II. The transcript has 4 exons. The record is from RefSeq and is a predicted model, not a curated record. Lineage: Eukaryota; Metazoa; Chordata; Crocodylia; Alligatoridae. Bases 197 to 1291 code for a protein of 364 amino acids. Gene Ontology annotation, molecular function: DNA-binding transcription activator activity, RNA polymerase II-specific; RNA polymerase II cis-regulatory region sequence-specific DNA binding.